This is a messenger RNA of Centrocercus urophasianus (Greater sage-grouse), 5040 nucleotides long. RefSeq names its product SR-related CTD associated factor 11 (gene SCAF11). Gene Ontology annotation, biological process: spliceosomal complex assembly. Bases 289 to 4425 code for a protein of 1378 amino acids. Lineage: Eukaryota; Metazoa; Chordata; Aves; Galliformes; Phasianidae. The record is from RefSeq and is a predicted model, not a curated record. Gene Ontology annotation, molecular function: RNA binding. The transcript is spliced from 16 exons.
CCCUGCCCUGCCGGCCCUCCGCGGGGCGGGGGAAGCGGAGCCUCCGCUCCAUGGUGGUGACCGCCCUGGAGGACGCCGCGGCGCCAGGUUUUUGACAUGGCUGGGUUUGGAAGAGUUGCUUGUGUGGCAAGAAUAUACUUGGCCUCAGUGACCUACUGCCACGUAUCUGCUCUCUGGUGGAAAGCAUGAAAAUAUUGAUGUUUCCAAGCGGGUAGAAAAAAAGCACUUUUUAACUGCUCUUGGAAACGACUGAGCCAUUUCUGCUGGCUGUGACUACUUUGUAAGAAGAUGAGGAACAAAAAGCAGUGCAUUCAAGAUACAGAAGGUCAAAAGCAUGAAGGCAUGGAAGGUGAAGAAACAGAAGAGAGCUGUUCUUGUUCUACUUUAUUACAUGACGGUGACACGUGCCCCAUCUGUCUGAACUGCCUUCUGGAACAGGAGAUUGGUUUUCCUGAGAACUGUAGUCAUGCUUUCUGCAUGACUUGUAUUCUUAAAUGGGCUGAGACACAGGCUUCGUGUCCUAUUGAUCGCAGACCAUUUCGAGCAGUAUGUCAGCUUGGUGCUUUAGAAGAUCAGAUAAAGAUUCAGGUAGAAAAACAACAAAAGAUAAAGAAAGAGGAGGAGUACUGUACCUGGAAUAAGGAAAAAUAUAGCCAUGCAAAGAUAAGAAGAUUCCUGAGAAGAGCUGUGUGUUCAGACAGAGGGUCCUUAGCAGCAAAAUUGAGGAAAGUUGUGAAGAAGAAAUGCAGUAGUCUUUUGUCUGACAAACAAAACAAGAAAGCUCUGUCUGUGAAGGUAAGCAAGACGAGAAGACAGACCUGCUGGAAUGAGUGCUUCAGCACUAGUUUCCAUAGUGCCCUUCCAGCCAAUGGUAGCAGUGAAGAAUCCUUUCUUAGCUGUAGAAAUGACUGUACAGAAUUCACAGAUGUCAAUGCAUUGAUCAGGCAGAAGAGACAAGAGCUGGAAUUGUCCUGUUCAUCAGUGCUUGCUAGAGUUGAAAGAAUUCCUUUGGUGUCUUAUGGAGCUGAAGCUGAGACCUUUCUUCUCACUUCUACUGCAGUGGCAGGGACAGUUCUUCCAACAAAUAUCAGGCCUUUGGAAAACUUUGAAUCUUUAGGGAAAGGUUAUGCUGUUGCAUGCACCCAAGAAGGAGAAGAGAAAAAGCAAGCAUCAGGUUCAUCUGGCACUAGGGGAGGUAGAAGGAAGUCUGCUAAUGCUACUCCUAGAAGAAGGUCUGCACGGAACACCAGAAACGAGACCCUGAGUCAGUGUCGGAGCUCACCUCGGUCAAGCAGUUCUGGGUGCAGCGCCCCUGAUGGCAAUAAUCCACCUCUGAAUAAAUCCUUUUUGGAAUCAGAGAACGUUCUUCCCAAACGAAAAACAAAAAGAAUAGGUAAACAACGAACACCUCUGGCUAAAAAGAAACUGAGAAGUUCUGCACGUUCUGAAAAAUCAUCCAGUGAUUCCGUUGAUGAUGAUGAUGAUGCUGAGUCUGAAGCGGUUCUUACAGUAGAUAGAGACCAGCAGUCAGAUAACGAAAGCAGUAGUGCAAGCCUUCCACAGAAAAAUGAUGCAGAAACAGAGUCUGCUAAUGGAUUAGAAAGCUGUAAUGAACAUGCAGAGAUUGAGGAAACUACAGGAGAACAUGAGGAAGAUACUUCAGGCAAUGGUGACGUAAGUUUUUCUGUCCAAGAAUCUACAGUAUUGACUUUAGGAGGAGAAAGUCAGGAAUUUGAAAUAAAAGAUCUUAAUGAAAAAACCGUAGAACUUGAGAAUCAGGGCGCCUGUAAAAAUACUCCUGAACAAAUGGAAACAGCAACUAGCCCCAGAGAUAAACUGUGUGACCCUGCAACAUCUGAAAAUUUACAUGAGACGUUGUGUACUCCUCAGGAAGAAUUAAUUGAGAAUAUAGAUACAAAAAUACAUAAACCAAUAACUAGUCCAGAAAAUGAAUUACUGGAACAUCCAGAGACUUUGGAACAAGAUCAGCCAUUAGAGAGCCCCAGAAGCAAAUUGCAUGAGCAUAUAGAAACCAUACAAGUCAAUGAUGCUAAGGCAGAUGAAAAGACAGAAGUAGACUGUGCAAGUACAAAUACUCAAGACUUUGAAAGUGAUAAAGACAAGGAACCAGACAGGUUAAUAUAUAAUACUUCUACAGAUGCAUCAGAGCAAGCCUUAAAAGAAAGCCCCGUGCCAGAGUGUGAAAAGAACAGAACUUCAGAGUCACUGACAAUAAAUGCUGAACGUAAGCAUUUUGGUGAGGAUAACAAUGAAAUGAUACCAAUGGAUUGUGACUCAUUUUGCAGCGACCAGAAUGAACCUCAGAUUGAACAGUUGCCACCAGCUGAAAGUGUAGAGCAGGGAAAAAUGGACUCCUUACAGUGUGAUGCAGCAAAUUCUGCUUCAGUUUCAGGAUUGUCUGCUGAAAAAGAUGAAGCUAUUCACCAAGAAGGAGAGUGUCAGUCAGAACCCAAAAAAGAAAAAAAGACUCGAACGAGACGGUCUCGAUUUCAUUCACCAUCAACAACUUGGUCUCCUUCCAAGAAAGAUGGCAGGAAAUCUCAGUCACCAUCUCCUAAAAGGGAGAUGACCAGGGAGAGGAGUUCCCGGUCACCCAAGAAAGAAACUGUUGGGGAGGGAAGGAGAUCCUUAUCUCAGUCUCCGAAAAGAGAGACACUCAAAGAUGAGAGAAAAACACCAUCUCGAUCUCCCAAGAGGGAAACUGUCAGGGAAAGCAGGAGGUCAUCUUCUCGGUCAAGAACAAGGGAUUCAUCUCCAAGACAAAAGUCUAGAUCUCGAAGCAGCGAUAGAGAUUGUCAGAGAAGGGAUCGUGACAGAGAGAGAAGAAAUAGAAGAUGGUCCAGGUCCCGGUCCAGGUCCCGGUCACGAUCUAGGUCGAGAUCACAGUCAAGGACGAGAAAUAAAGGCUCUUCAUUCUCUAGAAAUGAGAGGGAUGGUCAUUCACCUCGUUGGAAAGACAGAUGGGCAAAUGACAACUGGAGGAGUCCCAGAGGGAAUGAUCGGUACAGAAGAAGUGAUCAAGAGAAACAGAAUGAAAGUCUAAAGGAGAAGGACAGUAUGGAAAAAACCAGUGAUGUUCAGUGUUCUCCAGACAAGCGGAGGAAUGAUUGUCCAGACUGGGUAAUGGAAAGGAUAAACUCCAUUCCGGAGGUCAAGAACAGAGACAGACCUCAUUGGGAAGACAGCAGACAUGAUAAUUCAGGGCAGUCUUGGAACAAAAAUUUUGGUUCAGGUUGGUUUCCAAAUAGGGGGAGAGGUCAUCGUGGCAGAGGUGGGCGUGGAAGAGGUGGUUUCGCGUAUGGAGACCAAAGUGAAAAUCACUGGCAGAGUAGAAAACCUCUCUCAGGGAACUCAAAUGGUUCUGGGAAUGAAGCUACAAGGUUCUCAGAGCAGCAGCCAUACAAGCGUAAGAAUGAACAGGAUUCUUUCGAUACGCCUGCUGAUAGAUCUGGGUGGACAUCUGCAUCCAGCUGGGCUGUGAGAAAGACUUUACCUGCUGAUGUGCAGAAUUAUUACUCAAGAAGAGGACGAAACUCAUCAAGCCCACAGUCUGGAUGGGGAACUAGACAAGAGGAAGAGACACUUGAACAAGAUCCAAACCUCAAAGACCAAGGCAACCAGCAAAGUGAUGGUUCUCAGUUACCAGUAAAUAUGAUGCAGCAACAAAUGAAUGUAAUGCCGCAAGUGAAUGCACAGCACCAGCCUAUGAAUAUGUUUCCAUAUCCCAUGGGUGUCCCUCCUCCUAUGAUGAAUAUGCAACGAAAUCCUUUUAACAUCCCCCCUCCAGUGCCCAUCCAUCUCCAUACCGGAGUGCCUCUCAUGCAGGUAGCUGCUCCCACUAAUUUGUCUCAGGGAUUGCCUCCGCCUCCACCUCCACCCCCACCAUCUCAACAAGUCAACUACAUUGCUUCACAGCAAGAUGGAAAACAAUUGCAGGGUGUUCCAAAUGCUGCUCAUGUAAGUAAUAACAUGAGCACUCCAGCCUUGCCUGCACCAGCAGCAGUCCUGGGAAACGUGGGAACUGUUCAGGGACCAACUUCUGGCAACACGACGUCAUCGAGUCACAUCAAGGGCUCUAAUGCAGCUGUGCAGUUGGGAGAAAACAAAGCAAGUGUAACAGUGGAAGCCAGUGCAGAUAGCUCAAAGAAGGACCAGAAAUUGCUAAUUCAAGAAAAAGCAGCACAAGAAGUCAAACUGGCAAUUAAACCUUUCUACCAAAAUAAAGACAUCACUAAGGAAGAAUAUAAAGAAAUUGUGCGGAAAGCUGUAGAUAAAGUUUGUCAUAGCAAGAGCGGAGAAGUUAAUUCUGCCAAAGUGGCCAAUCUGGUGAGGGCCUACGUAGACAAAUACAAACACUCACGGAAGAAGAACGCGGAAGAGGCGGUCUCCUGUGAAAGGAAAUGAUGUCGUUUCAGUUUGUAGUGUUGUUCUCUCUGCAAAGUGCAAUUUCAUCAUGAACCAUUAGCUGAGAAUUGUACACGGCUGUGCUUUGAAUCUGGUUUUGAUAAAAUUAUUUUUCAUGUAGUAGAUAAUGUUUUGUUCUGAAGAAAUACAGAGCUGCAGGGCGACUUCUUUAUUCCUUUUGAAGAGCAGAUGUCUGAAAAAGGAAAAGGUGUAAAGAAGAAUCAUUAGGAAUGUAUGAUUGUGUGGAUACUUAGAUGUACAGCAUUUUGUCUUCAAUGGCAGUGCAUUAAAUUAGAAAUUGGUCUGAAUACGUUGAUUUUUGGAACAGGGAUGUACAGUACCUCUAAUUGGUCAGAUGAAGGGGGAAUUUUUUGUUUUGAUUUCUCGGUAAUAGCAAAGAUGAAAUAAUGUAUUGCCUCGACAGAUACUUUGAGCGCUAACUGGACAGGCUGACCACAGGGCUCACAGCGUGUAUAUAGAAAGCACAUGGAGUUGUCUGAACAGAAGAACUGGUUGGGUUUUAAAAAGAAAAAUCAUGAACAGUAGAACUCAGUGCCCCAACUCAAGGGCACUGCCUAUCUGUUGUAACACCAAAUAAAAGUUAUGCUGCUUGGU